CUUCAGUAUAUAUACGCGGAAACACUCACUCACGACACACACUCGCAAAAACACUCGCUAAUCCCUGAGCCAGCCAGUGACAGGAGCAAGAAGCAAGACAACAACCAUGAGGCUGUUUGUGGUACUGGCCAUUGUAGUGCUGUCUGGCUGCCAUGCCAACCUUCUCUAUGCGGAUCCACCAAAGCCGCAGAUGGAAGUGCUGAUUGACUCUUUCUGGGACUACGUUGCCAAGGCCACACAGACAGCUGAUGACACCCUGCAGAUGAUCAGGAAGUCUCAGUUUGGUCAGGAAGUCAAUGCUCGUCUGGAAGAUAGCGUUUCCUUUGGCAGCAUGUACGCAAUCUCCCUGAAGGAGCAGCUUCCCCCUGCCGCUCAGGACCUGAUGGCUAAGAUCCACAAAGAGGCUGACACACUGAGGAAAGUGCUCACCAACGAGCUGGUCGUCGUCAGGGACAGCCUGGAGCCCUAUGCUGAGGACAUGAAGGCCCAGAUCCAGCAGAAAGUGGAGCAGUUCAAGCAGGAGCUGGCUCCCUACGCAGACUCCCUGGACUCCGAGGCCCUGAGGACCACGCUGGUGCAGAGGACCGAGGAGCUGAAGACCAGCUUGGAGCAGAGUGUGAGGGACAUGCAGGCUCAGCUGGGUCCUUACACCGGUGACCUGAAGGAGAAGGUGGACCAGCACCUGCAGGACUUCCAGGAUAGGGUCUCCCCCAUGACCGAGAAGGUGGAGGUUGAGCUGAGACACAGAGCCAACCUGGUGAAACAAAUGGUGGCUCCCUAUGCUGAGGACCUGAGAGAGAGGCUGGACCCGUACACCCAGGACAUCCAAGCCCAGCUAAUGUCCUUCUAUGAGUCCUUCGUCAAUGCUAACUAGUCCUCCAUCCUCCUCCAUCACCAGCCUUGUUUACCUCCGUUUCAACCAUGACAUAAUUUAAAUAUCUGAAUUGUACUGUAUCCAAAAUGACAACACAUAUUUAUUUCUAAAUACAACGUGUAUAUAUGUACUUUUUAUUAUAUGUUAUGAACUGAGUAUUUUUUGUAAUUUCUAUUGGAUGUUAAACUAAUAAAUUCAUGAAUCUGGAA
Solea senegalensis (Senegalese sole) is the source of this 1083-nucleotide messenger RNA. RefSeq names its product apolipoprotein A-IV-like. Gene Ontology annotation, biological process: lipoprotein metabolic process; positive regulation of lipid biosynthetic process; phospholipid efflux. Lineage: Eukaryota; Metazoa; Chordata; Actinopteri; Pleuronectiformes; Soleidae. Bases 107 to 874 code for a protein of 255 amino acids. Gene Ontology annotation, molecular function: phosphatidylcholine-sterol O-acyltransferase activator activity; phospholipid binding; cholesterol binding. Gene Ontology annotation, cellular component: high-density lipoprotein particle; blood microparticle; extracellular region. The transcript has 4 exons. The record is from RefSeq and is a predicted model, not a curated record.